AUGAAGAAUGACGUUACGGAAUAUGUACGGUCAUGUGACAAGUGCCAAAGGUACAAGAUCAAGUAUCACCAGCGAACAGAUCAGAUGAUCUUGCCUGAACAUUCGAGUACACCCUUUGAGGUAGUCCACCUAGACUUUGCGGAGUUGAAGAAGAAGGCUGAGGGCGUUAAGAAAACUCAAGCUUUCCUACUAGCCAUAGAUCAAUGCACUCGCAUGGUUGCCACCCGACCGGGUCGCGAGGAUACGAACAGUGUAAUUGCCCUUCUUGAAAGGGAAAUGUUUGCACAGACUAAAGUCAUCAUUUGCGACAACGGCCCAGCUUUCGCAAGCAAACGGCUCGAGACCUGGUGCCAACAAAGGCGAAUCCGUGUUAAGCUCACUGCACCCUAUCACCCUGCAGCAAACGGUUUAGCUGAGCGAGCCAUACGGGACAUCAAGCAGUUUCUUCACCUAUAUCCAGACUUCCCGCAUCGGUGGCGUUCGUGCCUCGAGGCUGCCACACAUCAUCACAACCGAUCUCACAACAAAGGGAUUGGUUGCUCCCCUCACUUCGCAUUGCAUGGGGAGUCACCCCUCGUGGCCGCUGACUCGGAACUCGGGAUAGCCGACGACCUCCACCUACGGGAGAUGCGGAGCACGCACGAGCAGCAGAGUCACUAUAGAAGGUCGAUGAAGAAACACUUCGAUAGACGACACAACACACGUCUUCCGGACAUUCAGGUUGGGGACCUCGUCACUGUGCGGACGGGACUAUCUGGCGCGACUUUUGGCGCCACACAAGCCUUAGUAGGUCCCGUGAAAGUACUCCAGACAGCACACAAGCAGGGCGUCCUGAAAACGAUCGCGUAUAUUCACCCCAGUGGCCACUACCGUCUAGCCACCAUCGGCAACGUUUUCGAAUACCAUCCCAGGAGGCAUGGUCAAAACACCCCCGGGCCUAUGUAG
This is a messenger RNA of Ornithodoros turicata, 945 nucleotides long. RefSeq lists its product as uncharacterized. NCBI's taxonomy places the organism in Eukaryota, Metazoa, Arthropoda, Arachnida, Ixodida, Argasidae. The record is from RefSeq and is a predicted model, not a curated record. The coding region runs from base 1 to 945 and encodes 314 amino acids. The transcript has a single exon. Gene Ontology annotation, molecular function: nucleic acid binding. Gene Ontology annotation, biological process: DNA integration.